Ilex paraguariensis (yerba mate) is the source of this 1658-nucleotide messenger RNA. The record is from the annotation of a GenBank genome assembly. Lineage: Eukaryota; Viridiplantae; Streptophyta; Magnoliopsida; Aquifoliales; Aquifoliaceae.
UGAAAACCGCGGAGGUGAACUUCACAUCUCUUUUUCUGCUCCGCGGCUCCUUUGCAAUCUUUGUCGGUGUAUACAUAUACACGCACACGCGUAUACAUAUACACACACAAAUCUCUCUCUCUCUCUCUCUCAAUGAGAUGGUGAGGGCAGGUACCGGGAAGCGUAGAACGACGAACUUUGUGUGGAUUUGCGUAGGGCUUCUGGGAGCGGGUCUGAUCGCAGAUCUGUUGUGGGCGUCAUCUUCUUCGUCUUCUUCUGUAUAUCACUCGAUCGCAUCUAAUUGGCUUCCCAGUAAAUCCGACACCUUGAUUUUACCGAAAACAAUUCUUCAAAAUAACACUACCAAGGGGCCUUCCAAAGAUAAAAAAGAUGGUUUACCAGAAAGGGUCUUAACAGCAACUUUUGCUGAUUUGCCUGCCCCAGAACUGAAGUGGGAGAAGAUGGCUUCAGCACCGGUGCCACGGCUCGAUGGAGCAGCAAUACAGAUCAACAAUCUUCUGUAUGUGUUUGCUGGAUACGGAACCAUUGAUUACGUGCACUCUCAUGUUGAUAUUUACAAUUUUACGGAUAACACGUGGGGAGGAAGGUUUGAUAUGCCAAAAGAAAUGGCGCAUUCGCAUCUAGGAAUGGCGACAGAUGGAAGGUACAUUUACAUAGUCAAUGGACAAUAUGGCCCACAGUGUAGAGGGCCUACCGCACAUACAUUUGUGCUGGAUACUGAAACAAAGCAAUGGCAGAAGAUGCCCCCUUUACCAGUCCCUAGGUAUGCACCAGCAACCCAGCUUUGGAGAGGUAGACUCCAUGUGAUGGGUGGCAGCAAAGAGAAUCGACAUACACCUGCCUUAGAUCAUUGGAGUCUUGCAGUGAAGGAUGGAAAAGCUUUAGAAAAGGAAUGGAAGACUGAAAUAGACAUACCACGUGGAGGCCCGCAUAGGGCUUGUGUUGUGGUUGAUGAUCGAUUAUAUGUUAUUGGUGGUCAAGAGGGUGAUUUUAUGGCUAAACCUGGAUCACCAAUUUUCAAGUGCUCUCGUAGGAAUGAGGUUGUAUAUGAUGAUGUUUACAUGCUAGAUGAUGAUAUGAAGUGGAAAGUGUUACCUCCUAUGCCAAAGCCAGAUUCCCAUAUAGAGUUUGCUUGGGUUGUUAUUAAUAAUUCUAUAGUUAUUGUUGGAGGCACAACAGACAAGCACCCUGUAACCAAAAAGAUGACGCUGGUUGGAGAAGUGCUCCAGUUUCAACUAGAUACACGGAAAUGGUCAGUGGUUGGAAAACUUCCUUUCCGGGUGAAAACCACAUUAGUUGGGUUUUGGAAUGGAUGGUUGUACUUUACAUCUGGACAACGAGACAAAGGACCAGAUGAUCCGGCACCAAGAAAGGUCAUUGGAGAGAUGUGGAGAACUAAAUUGAGUUUAUGAGCUAUUUUCUGUUUGAUUCUUUGGUUGAUUUGGCGCCCAUGUAAUCAUUUAUUAGCUUAUUGUCAAUUCAAAAUGUUGCUAUUCUAUAAUCUCUUAUUUUCGAACAUGAAAUGAUAGGUUCUUUUCAUUUCUGGUGGAGGAUGGAGGAGGAUUAAAGAAUCCGCCAAUGUUUGUCAUUUGUAACCACUUACAACUCUCUAUCUGCAGCAAGGGCAGUAGAGUGAUAUGAAAAAAUAUAUAUUUGCC